Symbiodinium sp. CCMP2456 is the source of this 552-nucleotide messenger RNA. The record is from the annotation of a GenBank genome assembly. Lineage: Eukaryota; Dinophyceae; Suessiales; Symbiodiniaceae.
GCGCUCCUCCAGGAGAUCCAGCCUUUGGUUCCACGCUUGCAAAGCGGUGGUGCCAAGUCAGAGGUUCUCAGGCGUGCAAAUGCAAGCACUGACGCUGAUGAAACGACCGACCACAUCGCCCCGUUUGCAGCGAUUGGCUGGUUCUCUGGCGACGCAACUGACAGGCUAUCCAGUGGCAGCUCGGUUGCAGGGUGUGUCUUCAGGAUUCUGAGCAGCAGACUCUUCACGCAAGAGGGCUGCCGGUUCUGCGUCUUCCCAGAACUCUUCCUUUUCUUCUUUCUCUUCAUCUUCCUCGUCGGCUGUUUGUUUGUUUUUUCAGCUGGACAGGCGUCAUCUUUGUCAGACAAGGACACAACGCAGGGUUUAGCGACAUUUAGGGUUCAGAAACAUUGGAAGUGCCUGGACAGUCUUCCUUUGUUUGUUGACCAGGACACAGGCUCAUACGGACGGGUGAACAUUGUGCUUCCGCGGCCAAGCCGUUUGUACGCGCCUCUGCAAAGAGAGAACCGCGUGGCGUGUGGCCGUGCUCCCCGUGACGAGGUACCGUCCUGA